AUGCGAGAGCUGGAAUGGGACCACAUGGGAGUGAAGGUUGGAGGUCGGCAGCUACACCAUUUACGCUUUGCUUGUGACAUUGUCCUGAUAACACGUAGCAGCAGCCAAGCGGAACGAAUGUUGACUGAACUCGGCAAAACAUGUGAAGGCAUCGGUCUUCAUGUGAAUCUGCAGAAGACGACGUUCAUGCGUAACGGAAGGGUCUCGGAUGCCCUAUAUACGCUCAACGGAACAAACAUAUUCGAAUGCACUAGCAAUGUAUAUCUAAAUAGAUCUCUAUCAAAAGAGGAAGAGAGAUAUGUGAAGGCCCUUAGUCUGCGUUGUGCCAUGCUGGGAGCAACGUUUCUCUCCAUAUGUGCUGCUGUAGCAGGACGCAAUAUCUAUGUGGAUAUGCUAGGAGAGAACUCUCCCUUCGCAGAUCCAUCGAGCAUCGAUAGGCAUUUAUCAAACAUGGAGAAACUAAACACACUGCAAAGUAAAAUAAUGGGAAUACGGCCUACAUCACACGAUCAAAUAAACUUCGAUGCGGAUCCAGCGAGCCCAGACCAACUUCCGUAUUUGUUCGAGGGAGACAUGAUUCUUACCGAAAGCCAGAUGGAUUCGAUUUUAAGCAACACAGAAGACCAGCUAUGGGCUAAGCAAGGGGGGCACAUACGGCCUCGUCGGUCGAUGACAUCAUCACUGUACGCUCGCUGGACGACGUUCCCCAUACCUUACUAUAUCAAUGUUGCUUCUGGAGUGAGCGAACCUGCUGUACUUGCUGGUGUUGCUCGCUGGGAAACUGACACAUGUCUUACAUUCGAACGGCAGUACAGCAGAGCAAAUGGAAAUGGACUCGAAUUCUUCCUCGGAAGCGGUUGUUACUCCAUGGUUGGACGAGUUGGUUAUUCUUCGCAACAGAUUUCUAUUGGAUACGGAUGUACUUCCCUUGGAACAGUUACGCACGAAAUCGGUCAUGCUCUCGGAUUCUUCCAUGAACAAGGUCGCUAUGAUCGUGAUGCUUACGUGUCGAUUGACUCUCAAAACAUACAAAAUGGCUACUUGAGCCAGUUUACUAAGCAAUCAAGGUCAUCGAUGGAAGAUUACGGUGUCGGGUAUGACUACGGUUCUGUGAUGCACUACGAUCAAUUUAGCUUUUCUUCCAACGGUCGUUCCACCAUCAAGACACUGGACAACAACUAUCAACAAACCAUUGGCCAACGAGAGGGUCCAUCUUUCAUGGAUGUAAAGAGAAUAAACCUAGCAUACUGCAACAGUACCUGUUCUUCUACACUGUCUUGUCUUAAUGGGGGUUACACUGAUCCAAAGAACUGCGCUGUGUGCCGUUGUCCUUCUGGAUUCGGCGGGACUUUAUGCGAUCGUGCUGCGAUAAAUUCUGGUCUAUGUGGUGCUGGAGAUCUUUUUGCUGACUCCUCGUUUAAACUGCUUUCAGUUAGCGGUGCUGUCUCCUGCUCCUUCGUUGUCAAGGCGCCCCCAGGUCGUCGAAUCUACUUCGAAGUGUCCACAUUUAGAUUCACAGCUGCGAAUCUUUGCAACUACAACUUCCUUGAGAUCAAGUACAAUGCUGAUUUGCAACGAGCAGGAGCAAGGUCAAAAUCAAAAGAGUCGAUGCAACUGAAAUUCGUUGUCGGAGUCUUCAACGCAAAACUAAGAGAGGCUACAAAAGAAGAAUACAGGAUUGGAAGAUUUGGAAUAGGGAACCGGAAUGAAAAUGGCAAUCGUCUCGCCGGGCUGUUGUUCUCCGCUCGCCUAUUUCAUGGGAACUCUCUUUUCAUGAAGAAAGUCAUCGUCAGUGGACAAAUCGUCCAAUGGCGCGACUCGUGCGGAGAUCGAUGUUCGACCACAUGCUCGCCAACCGGAGGUGGUGUCUACUUGACGUCUCGGAAGUACCAUCCUUUUGUAGUGGUUCUGAUCACCGUCUUCUUCGUGCGAAAAUACGACUUAGCCACACGAUGGAAAAGAACAACUGCUAUUGGCAACAAAGAAGAAAAGAAGUCGUCUACGACGAUUGGCGUACUCGAGGACUCCUUGUCCCAGGGUGACUGGCACAUCGGGGAAGACCCAAACGUGGACUAUGAGAUGUUGCUCAGAGGAUUACAAGCCUGUGCUGAGCGUGCCUCGAAGCCGCGCAUGACAAACUUGAGUUGA
Molecule: messenger RNA, 2148 nt
Organism: Necator americanus (New World hookworm)
Lineage: Eukaryota; Metazoa; Nematoda; Chromadorea; Rhabditida; Ancylostomatidae
Exons: 13
Coding region: 1-2148 (715 amino acids)
Biological process (GO): molting cycle, collagen and cuticulin-based cuticle; proteolysis
Molecular function (GO): zinc ion binding; metalloendopeptidase activity
Source: RefSeq, a predicted model, not a curated record